This is a messenger RNA of Salvelinus namaycush (lake trout), 1879 nucleotides long. RefSeq names its product adhesive plaque matrix protein-like. NCBI's taxonomy places the organism in Eukaryota, Metazoa, Chordata, Actinopteri, Salmoniformes, Salmonidae. The record is from RefSeq and is a predicted model, not a curated record. The annotation marks the transcript as partial. The transcript is spliced from 4 exons.
AUGUACCGUCUGCGCCAGCUGAGGAAACUCAAACUCUCUCGGACACUUCUGGUUCGAUUGUACACAUCCAUCACUGAGUCCCUCCUCACCUUUUCUAUCACCAUCUGGUUUAUUUAUGCACCUGCCCGCUGCAAGGGCAAACUGCAGCGCAUUGUCCAGUCUGUGGAAAAGGUCAUCGGCUGUCACUUGCCCUCCAUCAAGGACCUGCCUGCCUCCAGCACAAGGACGCAGGUCAGAUCAUCGCCGACCCUGCCUGCCCCUGCCCGACCCUGCCCGACCCUGCCUGCCCCUGCCCGACCCUGCCCGACCCUGCCCGCCCCUGCCCGACCCUGCCCGCCCCUGCCCGACCCUGCCCGCCCCUGCCCGACCCUGCCCGACCCUGCCCGACCCUGCCCGCCCCUGCCCGCCCCUGCCCGACCCUGCCCGACCCUGCCCGACCCUGCCCGACCCGGCACCCCAUAUUUCAAAGACUCCGCUCUGACAGACGAUGAUAAAGACAGCUUCCCAGGGGGUGCAGAGGAUAAAUACAGCUUCCCUCGUGGUGCAGAGGAUAAAGACAGCUUCCCUCGUGGUGCAGGGGUUAAAGACAACUUCCCUGGUGUUGCAGAGGAUAAAGUCAGCUUCCCUUGUGGCUUAGAGGAUAAAAACAGCUUCCCCGGUGGCUUAGAGGAUAAAUACAGCUUCCCAGGGGGUGCAGAGGAUAAAGACAGCUUCCCUGGUGGUGCAGAGGAUAAAGACAGCUUCCCUGGUGGCUUAGAGGAUAAAUACAGCUUCCCUGGUGGCUUAGAGGAUAAAUACAACUUCCCUGGUGUUGCAGAGGAUAAAGACAGCUUCCCUCGUGGCUUAGAGGAUAAAGACAGCUUCCCUGGUGGCUUAGAGGAUAAAUACAGCUUCCCAGGGGGUGCAGAGGAUAAAGACAGCUUCCCUCGUGGUGCAGGGGUUAAAGACAACUUCCCUGGUGUUGCAGAGGAUAAAGACAGCUUCCCUCGUGGCUUAGAGGAUAAAGACAGCUUCCCUGGUGGCUUAGAGGAUAAAUACAGCUUCCCAGGGGGUGCAGAGGAUAAAGACAGCUUCCCUGGUGGUGCAGAGGAUAAAGACAGCUUCCCAAUGGAGGAUAAAGACAGCUUCCCUGGUGGUGCAGAGGAUAAAGACAGCUUCCCUGGCGGUGUAGAGGUGAAAGACAGCUUCCCUGGUGUUGCAGAGGAUAAAGACAGCUUCCCUCAUGGUGCAGAUGAUAAAGACAGCUUCCCUGGUGGCUUAGAGGUUAAAGACAGCUUCCCAGGGGGGGCAGAGGAUAAAGACAGCUUCCCUCGUGGUGCAGGGGUUAAAGACAACUUCCCUGGUGUUGCAGAGGAUAAAGACAGCUUCCCUCGUGGCUUAGAGGAUAAAGACAGCUUCCCUGGUGGCUUAGAGGAUAAAUACAGCUUCCCAGGGGGUGCAGAGGAUAAAGACAGCUUCCCUGGUGGUGCAGAGGAUAAAGACAGCUUCCCAAUGGAGGAUAAAGACAGCUUCCCUGGUGGUGCAGAGGAUAAAGACAGCUUCCCUGGCGGUGUAGAGGUGAAAGACAGCUUCCCUGGUGUUGCAGAGGAUAAAGACAGCUUCCCUCAUGGUGCAGAUGAUAAAGACAGCUUCCCUGGUGGCUUAGAGGUUAAAGACAGCUUCCCAGGGGGGGCAGAGGAUAAAGACAGCUUCCCUGGUGGUGCAGAUGAUAAAGACAGCUUCCCUCGUGGUGCAGAGGAUAAAGACAGCUUCCCUGGUGUUGCAGAGGAUAAAGACAGCUUCCCAGGGGGUGCAGAGGAUAAAGGAAGCUUCCCAGGGGGUGCAGAGGAUAAAGACAGCUUCCCAGGUGGUGCAGAGGACAAAGACAGCUUCCCUGGUG